GUUAAUGAAAUAGCUUGACCUCCAUUGGCCCUAUCUGGUCACAUGGUUCUCUAACUUUAUUCAGUUGACAGCAAAUAGGAGGGCUUUAUGGUGGUGGAAAAAAGACAACUCGAGAAAAAAUUGUAUUUUCUACCUUCAUAAAUUAAUGGCCAUGAGUUCGUAUAUGCUGAACUCUAAGUAUGUGGACCCACAAUUUCCCCCUUGUGAGGAAUAUUCGCAAAAUAGCUAUUUACAUGAGCAGGGGAGAGACUACUACGGUCCAUCGCAGGACCCAGAUCUGCAGCAUCCAAGAAUCUAUCCACGGUCAAACUACCCCGAGCAACCUUUCAGUUGUACCACUGUGCAUGGUCCCACAGUGCAGCCACGGGGUCAUGUGCAGGGGCGAGACAGCCACCCUAGCACUUUUACCGCACAGACCGAACCGUGUACCCCGGUCCAAGUGACUGGAUCCCGGACUUGUGAACAGCAACAAAACACAAAGAAUCAAAACGGGAUACAAGCCAAGCAGCCUGCAGUAGUUUACCCGUGGAUGAAGAAAGUCCACGUAACUACGGUAAACCCGGAUUACACAGGACCUGAACCCAAACGGGCUCGGACAGCUUAUACAAGACAGCAGGUUUUGGAACUGGAAAAAGAAUUUCAUUUUAACAGGUAUCUGACCAGGCGGCGUCGCAUAGAGAUUGCCCAUACACUCGUUCUCUCCGAGCGUCAGAUCAAAAUCUGGUUUCAAAACAGAAGAAUGAAAUGGAAAAAAGACCACAAACUACCGAACACAAAGGGAAGAGCUGCAUCUGCUUCCGGCCAACAUUUACCAAGUAUCCAGAAGGAUAACCAGACUGAUGUCACCAUUUUCUAAGAUGGGAAAACUUUGACCGUUCAAUGAACUGUAAUAUAACAUACUAUAUUAUCCAAUUGACUUUGCAUGGUCUCAAAACAUGACAUGAUUUUGGUCAUUGUGAUUUAACGUACAAUAGUUAUAAAAUGGCAGUUACAGUCAGAAGGGCCCUCGAUGUGUUGGCUCAUUGAA
Molecule: messenger RNA, 1027 nt
Organism: Salvelinus namaycush (lake trout)
Lineage: Eukaryota; Metazoa; Chordata; Actinopteri; Salmoniformes; Salmonidae
Product: homeobox protein Hox-D4a-like
Exons: 2
Coding region: 146-856 (236 amino acids)
Biological process (GO): anterior/posterior pattern specification; embryonic skeletal system morphogenesis; regulation of transcription by RNA polymerase II
Cellular component (GO): nucleus
Molecular function (GO): DNA-binding transcription factor activity, RNA polymerase II-specific; RNA polymerase II cis-regulatory region sequence-specific DNA binding
Source: RefSeq, a predicted model, not a curated record